Sclerotinia sclerotiorum 1980 UF-70 is the source of this 3279-nucleotide messenger RNA. RefSeq lists its product as hypothetical. The transcript is spliced from 4 exons. NCBI's taxonomy places the organism in Eukaryota, Fungi, Ascomycota, Leotiomycetes, Helotiales, Sclerotiniaceae. Bases 1 to 3279 code for a protein of 1092 amino acids. The record is from RefSeq and is a predicted model, not a curated record. Gene Ontology annotation, molecular function: ATP-dependent chromatin remodeler activity; ATP binding.
AUGGCCUCUAACAUCCUAAUCAGUAAUGAUACCAGUAGUGGUUCCCCUGAAAUCAAGAAGUCUCUUGGAAUGAGUCGUCUCUGGCACAAUAUUUUGUACCUGCCGAACACUCUACAGGGUAAACUACUUCAUUCUGCUCCCCUUAAUGCCUUUAAUGGUAUUCAUAAUGCUGGCUGGAUCCGAAUGGAGUUCCGAGCUAGGAAUCAUUGUAGUGGUCAAGUAAGGGUGUAUAUUCUACCAGAUGAUAUGGGAAAUACCGUGUUAGAUCGAUCAACGAAGCGACUACGCAAAGGUAUGGAGGCUCUGCUAGAUAACUUGGAUGUUUCGCAUGCUACUUGGCAGGGUACAUGGUCAGAUGACCAACCUAUCCAGCAUAUCAACUCUACGUUGAAUGCUGAUCAAUCCACCAGCAAUGUUUCUCUUUUCAACAUGUUUAAUACUCUGCCGUCUCCGAAGCCCGACCCGCAGAUCAUUGUUGAUGAGUACGUACAAGAUGCGAUGCACUCGAUUCUGGAUGGCAGUGUAUCAGGACUUCAUCCUGAUAUUCAAAUGCAUCCGUACCAAUGUCAAACGGCUGCUAUGAUGCUGCAACGUGAAUAUCAGCCAGCAUAUCUACUUGAUCCACGUCUUCGAGAGCUCAAAGAUCAGGCCGGGAACAAUUUUUAUUGUGAUUUAAGUGCGAACGCUUGCUUGAGAGAGCCACGUUUUUAUGAAGCGCCAAGAGGUGGGGUAUGCGCCGAAAAUAUGGGAUUGGGAAAAACAUUAAUCUGCUUGGCUUUGAUUUUAGCAACAAAAGAUUUGAGAUCCCAAAUACCAGUCGAAAAAUCCGUUGGUUCAACUCCAGUGCGACCCACUACAGGAUCUCUUCUUAAUAUGUCCGCCUCGACUAUUGGUAGACUCGGAAUUCCAUGGGAGAAAAUUCUUGGAAAGAUGGAGUCUGAAGAAGGAAUCGAAUUUAGCCGAAUGCGUGAUGCCCUAAAGAGGGGUAUUGGAUACUACUGGUACACGCCUGACCCACCUCGUCGUGAGACACGCAAUCCAAGAAGCACGACUCGUAGGAAAAUAUGGCUCACCAAAGCUACUCUAGUAGUUGUUCCCGCUAAUUUGGUGCAGCAAUGGAUACAAGAAAUAGAAAAACAUACCAUUGGGCUGAAGUGCUUGAUUAUGGAUGAUAUGAAAGUCCCACUACCGGCCGCGAAUGUGUUGACUAGCUACGACAUCAUUUUAUUUAGUAAAAAGAGAUUUGAAAGAGAGGCUAAGGAAGAAGUCUUGCCUGCUCGGCAACGCACAACCAGUUGUCAGCACUCUUUUGAAACUCCCGAAGCUGACAAUUGCCCAUGCACUUCCCAGUCAGAUCUGGGACAGCCCGAAGAAACAUUGUAUCGUUCCCCGCUGAGAGAUCUUCAUUUCAAACGUCUUAUUAAUGAUGAAGGUCAUACUUUUGGAAAUGCGACAAAAAACUCAAAGUCAGACGCGAUAAUUAUGAUUGACUUCCUGCACCUCGAUGCGCGUUGGAUCAUUUCAGGAACGCCCACACAUGGCCUUCAUGGUGAAUAUAUCAAAAUCCCGGAAACUAAUGAUAUCACAACUCACUCUGUUGAAAUCAAAGAUCGGGAGAUUACCAAGUAUUCCCCGGACGAGAGCUUUCCUAUCCAACAAAAGUUAUUUAUCGAGCAAGAAACCAAAGACCUUGAGAAGCUUGGAAAUAUUCUGACCUCAUAUCUGAAGGCUCGACCAUGGGCAAACAAGGUUGCAGAGGGUGACCAGGCAGCCUGGACAGAUUUGGUCAUCAGGCCAAGAUACAAUCGCCAAAUCCACGGUGAUUCACAGAUUCUCAAGUCCACUUUGGAAAGUAUGAUCAUCCGUCAUACAGCGAAAGACAUUAAUGAACAGCUUUUCCUUCCUCCAUUACACAAGAAGGUCGUUUACCUCGAGGGAUGUUUGCAGGAUAAGCUGUCUUUAAAUAUCUUUUCGAUGAUGAUUGUUAUAAAUGCUAUCACCUCAGAAAGGGAGGGUGUAGACUAUUUGUUCCAUCCGAAAUCAAGAGGAGCACUUCAAGCCCUAGUCUCAAAUUUGCGACAGGCCUCCUUCACUUGGUCAGGUCAUACCACAUUAAUGAUAGAGAAAUCUCUAGAUACGGCAAAAGAAUUUAUAAAAAGGAACAACAUCGCCCCUGAAGACAGAACGCUUCUAGAGGAGGCAAUUUUCGUUGGAGAGUGCGCUCUUAUCAAUGGUAUAUUCACAGCUAUUACUCACGUACAUGAAAUGGCCAUGUAUAUACAAAAUAAUUUGCUGCAAGAGAUUAGGGCUGCAUGGGCACUUGACCAUCAUGAUGAGAUUCCGACCUUAAUGGGCGCCACGAUGGUUCUUGGCGCAAAAGACGUAUUCAAUUGCGCGUCUGGUCCGUCGUAUUAUGGCGAAGACGUUUGGAAAAGGGAGAUAAUUAGUUAUGGAGAGCAGAUGAGAAGCGAAAUUGAGUCGGGAGGUCAUGUCGACCCUGCCCAAUUUAGAAAAUCACGAACGGCCAGUAAGGGGCUUAUUCUAUCAAAACCUUUCGGUUUGGCAAGUAACAAGAAUGGGAGAGGCUCUACUAUCAUAUCUACCGCAUCGUCCAAGCUUUCAUAUCUCAUGGAUCAGAUUUUCCUUCACCAUAUCCUCGAAAAGAUCAUCGUAUUUUACGAAGCUGAGAACGUUGGUUAUUACAUCGCGCAAGCACUCAAAUGCAUGAACGUCGAACAUUUGCUUUAUUCUAAAAGGGAUUCCACAUCUGAGCGCUCAAAAUGUGUUGUAAAGUUCAACUCUCUCCCCAAUUUUCGUGUUAUGCUCAUGGAUGUUAAUCAAGCAGCCUUUGGUUUGGAUAUGAGUGCAGCAUCCAGAGUAUACUUCGUAAAUCCUGUCUUCUCACCACAAAUUGAAGAACAAGCUAUCAAGAGAGCUCAUCGCAUCGGGCAACUUCACCCUGUGCAUGUUGAGACUUUAGUUCUCAAAGGAAGCAUCGAGGAAGUCAUUUUGACAAGACGAGGAGUAAUGAGCGAUCAAGAGCACAUGAAGUUGAAAGAUAUCCUAGAUGAUCAAACAUUGUACCACUGGAUUAGAAAUGUUCGAUUUUUUCCUUUACCAAGUGGGAUAGUGCCAGGCCCUCAGCAACUUGCUCCUCUCACUUACCCGCAGCUAGCUUUCGUAAAGCCUCCACUCGAUUCAGAUGCAGGGAAAUCUGACUUAGAAAAGGACUUGAUGAGAGGAUGCAUGACCAGGAGGUACCGUUAUCAAUGUCAAUGA